CCGGGAGUCAACGCCCCGCCCACUACGGAAGGCGAAGAGGGUCUCACUCGGGAGCCCGCUCGCGGGCUGCUGCCGCCAAACCUCAUCAAUCGGCGGCUAAAGGACGGUCAGGGAUGAUGCAGAAGAGCCCCGGGAAGUGGAGUGAGGACAGAAAGUAGCAGGAGCUGCAGAAGAGGAGCCACAAACAUAGGAGACAGGCCCUGAGGAUGCCUGUCAGUCUGUCCUCUGGUGCUCAGAGGAUGUGGAGUUUUUCAGUGAUCCUGUCUCAAGUUUCUGAUUCUUUCUAAAAUCAACUUUUUAAUUAUGAAAAAAAAUUUAAACAUACAAAAGUUGAAAGACUAACAACUAAACACUCAUACAAGCUUAAGCGAGAUUCUGCAGAUGUUGCCAUAAUCACAUUUAUUUGCUGCUGAACCAUUUCAGAGUAUUAGCUGGCAUUCUCCUCUAAAGAAUACUUUUCUUCAUCGACUGGGGAUGAUUAUAGUUCUCCCUAAAAAGGAUGGCUGCUCUUUUCCUCAAGAAGUUAACAUUACAAAAUGUAAAGACUGAGAAUUACUACAUUAGAAGAUGUUUGGGCAAAUACAUCUUACAGGGGCUGGCACCCACACAGCUGUCCCCAAGACCGUCCUGCCUCAUUCACGCAAAAGCUUUUAGCACUAAAGACACCCAGGAUGAGAGGACAAAGAAAAAAAAGAAUGAGACGGCUUUCAGUAGUGUUGGGAGAAAAAUCAACGAGCGCAUCAUUCACGUGCUGGACGAGCAAGGCAACGACCUGGGCCACAUGCACCGGGCGAACGUGAUAAGGCUCAUGGCCGAGCGGGACCUGCGGCUUGUGAAGAGGGACCCCCACGCGGAGCCCCCGCAGUACCAGCUCUUGACGGGCGCACAGAUCCACCAGGAGCGGCUGCAGCUCAGAGAGGCGGAGAGGGCCGCGCCCAAGCCGGGACCCACCCUGACCAAGGAACUGACCUUUUCUUCAAAUAUUGGACAACAUGAUCUGGACACAAAGAGUAAACAGAUUCAGCAGUGGAUCGAAAAAAAGUACAAAGUCCAGAUUACAGUAAAGAAAGCGAAGAGUGCAGACGAGCCUGAGAAGAAAAUGGAGGAGAUGUGUAAUCGAAUCGUCCAGACCAUGUCUGGAAUUGCAACCUUCUCAUCCCGGCCACAGCCCAUCAGAGGAGGCAAGGCUGUGAUGUGUGUUCUUCGUCCCUUGAGCAAAAAGGAGGAGGCUGCGUGGAGAGCAGCUCUGGGCACCCCGAGAGGAGACGCUCUGAACAGGGGAGACGGGAAGGACGGAGCAUCUGGUGUCCUGCCCCAGUGACUUUAAUAAACACAUGCUUCUGGGAGAGAGAACUGCAGUGGCUGGUCUGUGGUCUUCCACACAGCGCAGGUGGAUGUGCAGCUGCGGUCAGCAUGGCGACGUGGAGUGCACGUGGUCUUCUAUGCAGCUCAGCGGCUCCCCAUUCCUUGGCAAAGGCACAGCCUGGUCCUGUGUCCUCUUAGGAGGGAGGUACCCACUAAGCCGGGAGGCCAGGCUCCGCUUCCCACGAGACGGCCUCACCUUGGGGAAUAAGGAAGACAGAGCCAGUCAGGCCUCGUGUCUGCAGGUUCUGCAGCUGGGUCAACCAAUAGCCCAUCCAAAGUGUUUUUAAAAAAGGAAAAAUCCAGAAAGUUCCAAAAGACAAAGUUUGAAUUUGCCAUGUGCUGACAACAAUUUACACAGCAUUUCCACUGUGUUAGGUAUCAUAAGUAACGUAGAGAUAAUUCAUGGUACGUAGGAGGAUGUGUGGAGGUCACAUGCAAAUACAGAUGACCCUGGAACUCAGGGGCAGGAGGGCAGGGGGGUUAGGCACACGGACACCAGCACAGUUGAAAAUCCACAUAUACUCAAGCACCUGUGGACUCUGGUAUCCUGGGGGGCCCAGAGCCAACUCCCCGUGGAUACCAAGGGAUGACUAAUUCAGAAUCAAAACUAUCAGAAUCGUGUGCCUGUCAGGUAUGCAACUACCGCAGCAUACAACAAAACUGUCUUAAGUAA
This is a messenger RNA of Odocoileus virginianus texanus, 2038 nucleotides long. It is a transcript of the gene MTIF3, whose product is annotated as mitochondrial translational initiation factor 3. Gene Ontology annotation, biological process: mitochondrial translational initiation; ribosome disassembly. The record is from RefSeq and is a predicted model, not a curated record. NCBI's taxonomy places the organism in Eukaryota, Metazoa, Chordata, Mammalia, Artiodactyla, Cervidae. Gene Ontology annotation, molecular function: translation initiation factor activity; ribosome binding. Gene Ontology annotation, cellular component: mitochondrion.